Camelina sativa (false flax) is the source of this 2052-nucleotide messenger RNA. The record is from RefSeq and is a predicted model, not a curated record. NCBI's taxonomy places the organism in Eukaryota, Viridiplantae, Streptophyta, Magnoliopsida, Brassicales, Brassicaceae.
ACCGAAACCGGAAUCCGAACCCAAACCCAGAUCUUGUCGGCAUCAACCAGGCUAAGAACGGACUUGGCUACGGAUUGAGAAUAUAUCAAACCAAAAGUUUUACAUUACAGAGCGGAGGAGUUGAAUUCGAAGGAUCCCCUUGAAUCAAUUCUGCUCUACUACCUAGUUUUUAAGAAGAAACAAACGAUGCCUCGUAAAGGAUUAUCCAAUUUCGAUGAUUAUGAUGAUGGUUUUGAUGAUGAUGACGAUGCUUAUGAUUAUGACUACGAUAUUGAUAUAGAUGGACCUGAAGAAGAAGAAGAAGAAGAAGAAGUUGUUGUACCAAAGGAAGAAAUUGCUAAGGCAGGGCUUUGGCGAUGUGCAAUCUGUACAUAUGAUAAUGAUGAGAGUAUGUUUGUGUGUGAUAUUUGCGGUGUUCUUCGCCAUCCUGUGGCCGGAAAUCAAAGUAUCAAUAAGAAUAUAGUUGAAGGCAGAUGCAAAGAACCUGUGGUAUCCAAAUUGGCAAAGUCCCUUUUCGGAUCAGUCCCAUCUAAUACAUCGAAAAGGGCUGUUCUUUGUCUGCUUGAUAACAAGAAUCUUGUGAAGGAACAGGGACCUCUGCCUGGAAUUUCCCGUGGGAAUAUUCAUGAUCUCCACAAGGCUUUUAGUUCUAAAACAUCCUGCGUUAGUAUAGCACCUUUCAAGUUUGAUGCUCCAUCGCCAGAUGAUUUAGUCACCAAUGGACUGACAUCCACGAAAAGUGGUCCGAAAGGCUCAGGUGAUGCUAGCAUGAGGCAGAAGGAGAAGCAAGAUAGCGCAGAAAAUAAUCCUUUAAAGAAAGGAGGCGAUAGUUCAGAAACAAGCUCCCGAGGUAGACAUGAUAAACUUGAUAAUAGUUUUUCGAAGGGAGGUGCGCGCGGCAUAAAAUCAGGCAAAAGUUUGCCAAAAGAAAAAACAGAUAUGUCUAAUGAGACAAGUUCUUCCUCCAAAUAUAUGGAGUCGUCGGAGAGGCUUACUGGUACUAUGAACAAGAUGUCUUUGACUGGGGAAACAGAAAAAUCCAGCGAUAUUAUGACUAUAAGACCAAAAUCAAAAUCUAAGCAUAAGCCAGAGGAGUGGAUGCUUCUUGACAAAGAACCAGAUGCUCUUAGCCAACUUAAUCUUGCCAUUGUGGGGCACGUUGAUUCUGGUAAGUCAACACUCUCGGGUAGAUUAUUGCAUCUGUUGGGAAGAAUAUCUCAGAAGCAAAUGCACAAGUAUGAGAAAGAAGCAAAGUUGCAGGGCAAAGGGUCUUUUGCAUAUGCCUGGGCAUUGGAUGAGAGUGCUGAAGAGAGGGAGCGAGGAAUAACUAUGACUGUGGCUGUUGCUUAUUUUAAUUCCAAAAGACAUCAUGUUGUUUUGCUCGACUCUCCUGGACACAAAGAUUUUGUUCCAAACAUGAUAGCAGGAGCAACACAAGCAGAUGCCGCGAUUCUUGUCAUAGAUGCAUCUGUCGGUGCUUUUGAAGCUGGUUUUGAUAAUCUGAAAGGCCAGACAAGGGAGCAUGCACGUGUUCUGAGAGGUUUUGGCGUGGAGCAAGUCAUAGUUGCAGUCAACAAAAUGGAUAUUGUUGGGUAUUCAAAGGAAAGAUUUGAUUUGAUUAAGCAGCAUGUUGGAUCCUUUUUGCAAACCUGUCGUUUUAAGGAUUCGUCUCUGACAUGGAUUCCUUUAAGUGCCAUGGAAAAUCAAAAUUUGGUGGCAGCUCCCUCUGACAACCGCUUAUCCUCAUGGUAUAAUGGUCCAUGUUUAUUGGAUGCCGUUGACUCUGUCAAGUCUCCUGAUAGAGACGUCUCAAAGCCUCUGCUCAUGCCUAUAUGUGACGCUGUAAGGUCAACUUCACAAGGGCAGGUAUCUGCAUGUGGCAAACUUGAAGCGGGAGCUGUUCGGUCAGGAUCCAAGAUAAUGGUUAGUCUCCAAAAUCCAGUUUGUGUGGAGACAUUUUCCGAAAGUAGAGCUCUUGGAAGAGUGUUCCUUAGAUCAUCGGGAAGAACUGUCGCUAUGGGAAAAGUUACUCGAAUUAUCCAAGACUCAUAA